GCAAAAACAUGGCGACAAAAGCUUCUUUUCCCCCUCAUCCUUUUAGCACAGGUGUACAAAACCUCUUCUCUAUAUAAUUCAACUCAUAGGUGUCUGUGUUCGUCAAAACUCAUAGGUGUCUCUCUUCCUCAUCUCCUUCUUGAUGGGUUCCAGUGAAGUCUCUCUUGAAGUUCCUCCAUACGCGCGAGUACUCAAAGAUGGAACAAUUGAGAGACUUGCCGGAACCCAAGUUGUUCCGGCCGGGUUAGACCCUCAAACCGGAGUUUUGUCCAAAGACAUCGUGAUUUUCCCACAAACCGGUGUCUCAGCUAGACUUUACCGACCAAAUAUCACCGCUACCGACCAAAAGCGUCCUCUGAUCGUUUACUAUCAUGGCGGAGCUUUUUGCAUAGCUUCAGCUGCCGACCCACUCUACCACAACUGCCUUAACAUGCUUGUUGCUGAGGCCAGAGCCAUUGCUGUUUCUGUUAAUUACAGAUUAGCCCCUGAGCAUCCACUGCCGAUUGCCUAUGAGGAUUCUUGGGCAGUGCUUCAAUGGGUUUUUGGUGGUGAAGAUCGUGACGAUUGGGUUAAGGAUCAGGUCGAUUUUGAGCGAGUGUUCUUGGUGGGAGAUAGUGCUGGGGCUAAUAUUGCGCACCACUUGGCCUUGCGGGUCAAGAAGUCCGACCCGGAUCCGAAGCUGAAGAUUGCUGGGAUUGGGCUGAUCCAUCCUUAUUUCUGGGGGAAAGAUCCGAUUGGCCGGGAGGUCGCGGACUCGUUCAGGAAGUCAAUGGUGGACACGUGGUGGAAUUUCGUCUGCCCAUCCGAGAAAGGGGGCGAUGACCCGCUUAUCAACCCGUUUCUUGACGGAGCCCCGGGUCUGGAGGGGUUGGCUUGUGGUAAGGUGCUUGUUCUUGUUGCAGGAAAUGACAUAUUGAGGGACAGAGGGAGGCUUUAUUAUGAUGAAAUGGUGAAGAGCAACUGGGCAGGAAGCAAAGAGUUGAUUGAAACAGAAGGGGAAGACCAUGUGUUCCAUAUCUUCAAUCCCAAUUGUGAAAAGGCCAAGAGCUUAAUCAAGCAUUUGGGUUCUUUCAUAAACCAAAACUAGUGCAAAUUCAAUGGAAGAAGAGGUGGAAAGGAGGUUGCUUUUUGGACAAAGUGAUCUUUAUGAAAAAAUAAUGUAUUGAAAGAAAAUUUUCCGGGGUUGGAUUCCUUGUCAUUCUUGAAUAUGCUAAUAUUCCAAUGUACUUGUUCAUACUGUUUCUAGGUUUUUGGUGGUAUUCAACUCGUAAGCUGAUUGGCCUUGCAUAUGCAAUAAACAGUUGCAAUUUCAGUAGUCUA
Rosa chinensis is the source of this 1320-nucleotide messenger RNA. RefSeq names its product probable carboxylesterase 2. Bases 143 to 1087 code for a protein of 314 amino acids. Gene Ontology annotation, molecular function: hydrolase activity. The transcript has a single exon. The record is from RefSeq and is a predicted model, not a curated record. NCBI's taxonomy places the organism in Eukaryota, Viridiplantae, Streptophyta, Magnoliopsida, Rosales, Rosaceae.